Messenger RNA from Scutellospora calospora, 197 nucleotides. NCBI's taxonomy places the organism in Eukaryota, Fungi, Glomeromycota, Glomeromycetes, Diversisporales, Gigasporaceae. The record is from the annotation of a GenBank genome assembly.
UAAAAAAAAAGAGUAAUAUAUGGAAAUAUUGGAUAAUUCUUGCAAGAAAUAUAGCUGAAGAUCAAGAUGAUCAAACAGAAGAGCAAACUGAAGACCAAGUUGAUAACCAAACUGAAAUUCAAGCUAAAGAUCAAAUUGAAAAUGAUAAAUCGCAUCCACAUAUAAAAUGCAAAUAUUGCUCAAAAAUCUUUGAAUGA